Molecule: messenger RNA, 1911 nt
Organism: Phalacrocorax carbo (great cormorant)
Lineage: Eukaryota; Metazoa; Chordata; Aves; Suliformes; Phalacrocoracidae
Source: RefSeq, a predicted model, not a curated record
AUGGGGCCGGGGCGCGGGGCGGCGGCGGGCCGGGGGCCGCUGGGGGCCCUGGCGCUGCUCUGGGCGGCGGCGGUGCUGUGCCAGCUGGGCAGCGGCAGCGUCCUCCGCCGCCGCCUCCACGCCGCCGGGUUCCUCCAGCGGCGGCUGAGCGGCGGCGAGCGGCGGGACGUGCAGCGGGAGAUCCUGGCCGUGCUGGGGCUGCCCGGCCGGCCCCGGCCGCGGACCCCCGCCGCCGCCCGCGCCCCCGCCGCCGCCGCGCCGCUCUUCAUGCUCGACCUCUACCACGCCGUGGCCGGCGAGGAGGAAGCGGAGGAGGAGGAGGAGGAGGCGGCGGUGUCGCGGCCGGUGCUGACCGGGCUCAGCACCCAGAGCCCCCCGCCCGGUAGCGUCGUCAGCCGCGCCGACACCGUCGUUAGCCUCGUCAACAUGGUCGAGCAGGACCGGGACAUGUUCUCGCCGAAGCCGUACUGGAAGGAGUUCAGAUUCGACCUGACCCAGGUGCCCACGGGCGAGUCGGUGACGGCCGCCGAGUUUCGCAUCUACAAGGCGCGGGGUGUCACCCGCCAUGCCAACGACACCCUCCACGUCAGCAUCUACGAGAUCGCCGCCGAGCACUCCAACAGGGAGUCUGACCUGUUCCUGCUGGAUGUCCAGGACUUGCGUGCCGGGACCGAGGGCUGGCUGGUGUUUGACGUCACGGCUGCCAGCAACCACUGGUUAGUGGAUCGGAAAUACAACCUGGGGUUGCGACUCUAUGUGGAGACGGAUGAUGGGCACAGCGUCGACCCAGGCUCGGCGGGGCUGCUGGGGCGCCGGGGGCCCCGCUCCAAGCAGCCCUUCAUGGUGACGUUUUUCCGGGCGAGCCCCAGCCCCGCGCGGGUUACACGGGCGGCCAAGCCCCCGAGGAGGCGGCAGCCCAAGAAAACGAACGACCUCCCGCAUCCAAACAAGCUGCCGGGAAUUUUUGACGAUGUCCAUGCCACGGACGGGCGGCAGGUCUGCCGGCGCCACGAGCUCUACGUCAGCUUUCAGGACCUCGGCUGGCUGGACUGGGUGAUCGCCCCGCAGGGGUACUCAGCCUACUACUGUGAGGGGGAGUGCGCCUUCCCCCUGGACUCCUGCAUGAACGCCACCAACCACGCCAUCCUGCAGUCCCUGGUCCACCUUAUGAAGCCCGAGGCUGUGCCCAAGGCAUGCUGUGCCCCCACGAAGCUCAGCGCCACCUCCGUCCUCUACUAUGACAGCAACAACAACGUCAUCCUCAAGAAGCACCGCAACAUGGUGGUGAAAUCAUGCGGCUGCCACUGACGGAGGGUGCCGUCCCCAUCCCCGAACAUCCCACCCCAUUCCCGCCAGAGCAACGUGACACUGGCUUUCUGCUACGUGUGUGGAAGAGGAGUUUCAUGAGCUGCAUCGUAGCAAAGUCCAUUUAUAAUAACAAAUAAUAAAAGUAAAUCCCUCCCACCCCUUCCUAGAAGUGGAUGUAAAUAAUAUAAAACUUUUAUUCUCUUACUACACUUAAUGACACAUAUGCCAAUAUAUACAUAUAUAUAUAUAUACACAGGAAAGAGAGGAUUUGUGGCUGGUUACGUGUCUGUUUUGUGCGUGGCUGUGCUUUCCCCUGGCGCUGCUGGCUCACAGGCUGCUGCAGUCUCUGGUGUUCGCAGAGGCGGUUUGGGCUGAAGGGUAAUUAGCACAAGGGAGGUGGCAUCCGAGUUGCUCCGGGAUUGAGCUGUUUCUAGCCAUGUAUAACUCACUCCCCUCUAACCAGGGCUUUCAAUUCCCUUAAUGAAAACACCAUCAGCCAAUUAAGCAGCUGGCUGAAUAACCCACUCCCGUCUACUUAAAGUUCACAAAACUCAGCCAGUUGGGGAAAAAAAAAAAUAUCCAUAUUGAGCUACAACGCUGUUA